Corticium candelabrum is the source of this 778-nucleotide messenger RNA. RefSeq lists its product as uncharacterized. The coding region runs from base 30 to 728 and encodes 232 amino acids. The transcript is spliced from 7 exons. NCBI's taxonomy places the organism in Eukaryota, Metazoa, Porifera, Homoscleromorpha, Homosclerophorida, Plakinidae. The record is from RefSeq and is a predicted model, not a curated record.
GACUUUCGCCGUUGUUGCAACUCGAACUGAUGCCGCGAAAGUCGAAGGAGAUUCUCUCCAGUAAGCGGACGAAGACUGAUAGGUUAGGUGGCAAAAGAAAACAAACAAACAAGUCGCCUGCAGUUGCUUCAACAAAAUCUCAGCAGAAGACAAGCAGAAACAGUGUGGGUCAAAAAAGUAAAACUAAGACCGGGAGGGACAAGAAUAUCGUUGUGAGUGGGAAGACCGCCAAGAAAUGGAAUGGUCUUUCUCGACAGACGCAGGAAUUUGUUUGCUCUGCGUUGGAUGAAGCAGCAAUAUUCGUUGAAUCUGCGUACACACGAUCUAAACACCGCAACAUUUCUAAACUCUUUGCUUCUAUUAAACAACGUGUCGGCGAUGAAUUAAAGACAGUAAAAUCAGCAACAUCCCUUCCAAGAGGCAUCCAGAACUACUAUCAAGUUUCAGACUUGAAUAUACAAUUAGAUAAGCUCUUGAAAGGAGAGCAACAGAAGAUGAAGGAACUAGAUGAUAGCACCGAGAAACUAGAAGAAUUCAUUGAACAGAAGCAAGACCAGUUGCGUGAACUCACUACGUCUGGCUCGGGCAUACAGAAUGCGCAUACAACGUCAUCAGAGGCCAAACAAACUCUACAGGGUGAAAUUGAAGCUCAUUGUGGCAGUGAUGACAUCGACGCUCGAACAUUGUCUAGCGUAGAGGACAGACUGGUCACGUGUCUGACACUGUAGAUAGCUUCCUAGAUACAUACACAACAGGAUUUUGUCUGAUUGGUGCGUAA